Molecule: messenger RNA, 6828 nt
Organism: Poecilia reticulata (guppy)
Lineage: Eukaryota; Metazoa; Chordata; Actinopteri; Cyprinodontiformes; Poeciliidae
Source: RefSeq, a predicted model, not a curated record
CAACCAUGAGGUGGAGAUCUGUGUUGUGGAGUUUUCUCGCUUUGUCUGUCAUCACUUUCUCUGAAGUCCAAACCACACUGGUUUACAACCAUGUCAGCAGCAUCUGCAGCACAUGGGGCAGAGAUCACUUCAAGACCUUCGAUGGAGAUGUGUUCCAGUUUCCCGGCAUGUGUGAAUACAACCUGGUCUCCGACUGCCAGGACUCCUAUCAGCUCUUCUCGGUGCACAUAAAGAGAGCAGAAAAGGACGGAAACCCGACCAUCAGCUACUUCUCAGUCACCAUCAAUGAACUUUUGUUUCACAUCAGCAAGAGCUGGGUCACCGUCAACUCUGAGCAAGUCCCUCUGCCUUACUACAAGGGAGGGGUGCAAGUGGAAAAUAAUGCUGCUUACAUCAAGUUUCAGAGCAAAGUCGGGUUCACUGUCAUGUGGAACGGAGAAGAUGCUGUGAUGGUCGAAAUUGAUACUGACUUUGCAAACCGAACUUGUGGACUUUGUGGAGACUUCAAUGGCGUCCCAGUAUACAAUGAGUUCAUUAAUUAUGGCCGUAAAAUCAGCCCCAUUGAGUUUGGCAACAAACACAAAGCCCACCACCCAAACGAUGACUGCGAGGACCCGUAUGAGGAGGGAGGUGAAUUGCUGGAGUCUGUGACUGUCUCAGAUUCCUGCAAGGAAUUUGUAACUUUCUGUGAAAACAUGUUUUUGUCAGAAUCCUGGAGCUCAUGCACUAAACUGAUUAACCAUGAAGUUUACAUCCAGGCCUGCGUAAAGGACAUGUGUGGCUGCAGUAACAAUACCAAUGACUUCUGUGUCUGCAGCACGCUGUCUGAGUUUUCUCGACAGUGUUCCCAUGCAGGAGGACAGCCUCCCAACUGGAGGACAACUCAGUUCUGUGCCAAAGAAUGCCCUUACAACAUGGUGUAUGAAGAAAGCGGCUCCCCUUGCAUGGAUACUUGCACGCAUCAGGACACAAGUUCACUCUGUGAGGACCACAAAAUGGACGGCUGCUUCUGUCCUUCUGGAACGGUGUUUGAUGAUAUUUCUGAGAGAGGCUGUAUUUCUCAGUCUGAAUGUCAGUGCAAGCGUGACAAAAUCUACAACCCUGGAGAGGUUUACCGAAAAGGUCAAGAGGAAUGCACAUGCUUUGAGGGAAUGUGGGAUUGCAUCACUCUUGAAGCACCGGCUACAUGCGCAGUUGAACAAGGUUCAUAUUUCACUACUUUUGAUGGGAAAACUUACACUUUCCAUGGGGAUUGUUACUACACUCUGGCAAAGGUGGAAAGCAAGGACGGAGCGAGCCCAAACUUUACCCUCCUGGCCCAGCUGGUGCCUUGUGCUCACCAACAGUUUGACACAUGCCUGAAGUCCCUUAAAAUCCUGCUAAACAAUGACAAAAAUAACGUGCUAUCAUUCACCUCUGAUGGUGGAGUUCAGCAGAACAUGCAGACUGUCACUUUGCCGUACCAAUCAGGAGACAUCAACAUUUUCCACGCCUCAUCCUUUCACAUCUUGAUGCAGACCAGAUUCGGGUUGCAGAUUCAGAUCCAGCAUGUCCCUCUCAUGCAAGUCUACAUCAGCCUGGAGCAAAGCUACACAUCAAAGACACGUGGUUUAUGUGGGAACUUCAACAUGAUCUUGAGUGAUGACAUGAAGACUCCUCAGGGGAUUGUGGAGGGAACUGCAGCAACAUUCAGUAACUCUUGGAAGGCUAACCUCAUGUGCUCAGACAUUGAGGAAAGACUUGAUGAUCCAUGUUCCCUCAGUUUGGAAAACGAGAUCUAUGCCAAACACUGGUGCGCCUUACUUGUGAGUCCAGACAGUGCUUUUGCCCAGUGCCGAUCGGUUGUGGAUCCUGAGAUGUUUCACAAGCGAUGCAUCUACUCCACCUGCAGCUGUGAGAAGAGCGAGGCGUGUUUGUGUGCCGUCUUCUCUUCUUAUGCUCGAGCUUGUGCAGAAAAGGGAGUUUUCCUGACAAACUCGACAGAGAAUGUCUGUGAUACAUACACAAAGAGCUGCCCAGCAUCUCAGACCUACUCUUACACACAUCAGGGAUGCCAGCUGACAUGCAGGUCUUUGAGCUCGGAGCAGCAGAGCUGCACCUCGGACUUCUUGCCUGUGGACGGCUGCUCCUGUGCUGAGGGUCUCUACUUGGAUGAAAACGGCCUUUGUGUUCCAGUGGAAAAAUGUUCCUGUUUCUAUAAUGGCAAUUACAUUAAGCCAGGGACAUCCAUCAACAUCAGAGAUGACCACUGUGUGUGCAAUAAUGGAGUACUUCGUUGUCAUUCUUGGAGAAGCCGCAUGUCAUUGUGUCCUCAUCCAAAAGUCUACUUUGACUGUUCCUCUGCAACCGCGGAAGACCUUGGACUACAGUGUGCUAAAACUUGUUCGAAUCUGGAAAGUGAUGAAUGUUUUUUUACAAAGUGUGAGUCUGGCUGUCGGUGUCCGGACGGCCUCCUCGAAGACGGCAAAGGGGGCUGUGUGAAAGUAACUGACUGUCCAUGCAAGCACAACGGACGUAUUUUUGCUCCCGGAGCAGUGAUCCCUGACCUGUGCAAUACCUGCAAUUGUAAAGGUGGAAAAUGGCAUUGCACUGAGAAAAAAUGCCCAGCAUCUUGCAUUAUUUAUGGAAGUGGGCACUACAACACAUUUGAUCAAAGGACAUAUGGAUUUCAGGGUGAAUGUGGUUACGUCGCUGUCAGGAAUAAAUGUGGCAACAAAACAGUUGAGAACAACUUUGGAGUUAUUACAGAAAAUGUUCCCUGUGGCUCUUCGGGAACCACCUGCUCCAAAACUGUCAGAAUUCAACUUGGGCGAACAGAAAUCAAACUAACAAAGGGUAAAUAUAUCGAGGAAGAUCUUGGACAUGGCAACCUGAUUCAGUACAGAAUAAGGAGGGUCGGCUUGUACCUGGUGGUUGAAUCAAAAAUUGGUCUGGCGGUGAUAUGGGAUCGAAAAACAGCCAUUCGCAUCCUUCUGGAGCCCCAGCACGCCGGUUCAGUGUGUGGCUUAUGUGGAAAUUUUGAUGGAAACGGACUGAACGACUUCACCACCCAGGGUCAGCUGGUGGUGAGCAACCCUCUAGAGUUUGCAAACAGCUGGAAAGUUCAGAGCACUUGCCCAGAUAAGGAAGAGAUUGUGGAUUCUUGUGCAGCUGCUCCACGCAUGAGACAUCAAUGGUCAAAAAUGAUGUGCAGCAUCAUAACAGGGAAUACAUUCAAAGACUGCCACCAUAAGGUUGAUCCCCGCACCUUUUAUGAGAACUGUGUGAAAGACUCGUGCGCCUGCGACACUGGAGGAGAUUGUGAGUGUUUCUGCUCAGCUGUCGCAGCCUACGCUCAGGCUUGCACUGAGGCUGGAGUUUGUGUUGCAUGGAGAACCCCAGACAUCUGCCCUGUUUUUUGUGAUUACUAUAACAACCCAGAUGAGUGUACAUGGCACUACAGUCCUUGCCACACACCUUGUUACAAAAGCUGUUUGAACCCACAAGGGAUUUGUAACAACCCGAUACCUAAUCUGGAAGGUUGUUAUCCAGUAUGCCCAGAAGAUAAGCCACUUUUUGAUGAGAAGAAUCAGACCUGUGUGGAAGAAUGUGCCCAUUGCCUGUACAAUGGGACAAUAUAUGAAGAUAAUGAUGUGAUAUAUAAUGUCACUGACAACAUGGGAAUGUGCUACUAUGCAAUCUGCAUUAAUACAACUGUGAUACACACAAGUGAACCAUGUGCAACAAGCCCACCUACAACUUCAGAGCCACCAACAACAACUACAACUACACCUCCCCCUACGACAACUCCAGAGACAACUACAACAACUACAACUACACCUCCCUCUACAACUCUAGAGCCAACUACAACUACACCUCCCACUACAACUCCAGAGACAACUACAACCAAAACAACUACACCUACACCUACCACUACAACUACAAAGCCUCCUACAACCACAACUACACCUCCCACUACGACAACUCCAGAGCCAACUACAACUACACCUCCCACUACAACUCCAGAGACAACUACAAUGACACCAGUUACUCCAACAACGCCCCUUACAACCAAAACAACCUUACUGUCUCCCACUACCUCAGAAUCAAUUGCUACUGGCCCGCCAUUGUCAACGACAUCUCCAGUGACAUUUACAGCCACACAACAGGUUUUGAAUACAACCCAAACAUCUGAAUCAACACCAUCAACACAAACUUCAUCAAGUUCCAUGACAAAGUGCUUUUGUGUUUUUAAUGGCACAGUUUAUCAGCCAGGGGAUGAAAUAUUUUCAAUGCACCCCAUUGGAUCAGGCAUUUGUCUCACAAUGACUUGUUCAGAUGUUUGUGAAAUUUAUAACAAGACUGAAAUGUGUGUGAUUACACCAUCUCCCACACCCAAUGUGAUUACCUCAACCUUGGCAACUCCAACUCCCACACCCACCAUUCCUACGUGUCCUGAAUGGGAUGUUGUUCAAAAUGAGACCUUCUUCUUGUGCAACUGCACUAUGGCCAGAUGCAUUGAGAACAACACAAUUGAAAUAGUUCCAUAUGAGUGUCCACCCCUCCAGAACAUAAUCUGUGCCAAUGGAAAGAAACCAGUUCUUGAGUAUGAUGAGUACCACUGCUGCCAACAAUAUGUUUGUGACUGUGUGUGCGAAGGCUGGGGAGAUCCUCAUUACAUCACAUUUGAUGGGUUAUACUACAGUUAUCAAGGAAAUUGUACUUAUAUUUUGAUGGAGGAGAUCACAGCAAAACAUCAUUUGAAGAUCUAUAUUGACAAUGUAUUUUGUGAUCCCACUGAAGACGUUUCUUGUCCAAGAUCAAUAACCAUAGCAUAUGGAUUUCAAAUUGUCACACUCAUCAAUCAUAACCUUAUUGGAGCUCCACAAUUAGAGGUAUUACAAAAUGGUAAAAAAUUGAAACUACCCUAUGCACAGCAAGGUAUUAAGAUUAUGAGUUCUGGCAUUAACCUGGUUUAUGAGAUCCCUCUCCUAAACGUGGUUGUUACAUUUGGAAUGACUGGCUUUAGUGUCAACCUUCCAUAUCAGUACUUUGGGAGCAACACACAGGGUCAUUGUGGGACAUGCACCAACAAUCAGGCCGAUGACUGCAGAUUGCCGACAGGCGAACUGGUGGAAAAUUGUGCAGUGAUGGCAGACUAUUGGCCAGCAAAUGACAUUUAUCAACCUAACUGCCCAACACCACCUGCAGUACCCACUCAGGUUCCUGAACCACCGCUAGAACCAACUCCAUGCAAGCCAGACUCCAUUUGUGAUCUGCUGAAGAGCAGUGUCUUUGCAGAAUGUCAUCCAUUGGUUUCCCCAGACAAUUUCUACAGAGGUUGUGUUUUUGAUAGUUGCCAUGUUUCAAAUCCUGCAGUGGAGUGCACAAGUUUGCAAACUUAUGCUGCUGCCUGUGCUCAGGCUGGAAUUUGCAUCCACUGGAGAAACCACACCAAAAUAUGUGCUAGCGACUGUCCAUCAGACAAAGUUUAUAAACCUUGUGGCCCUGCAGAACAGCCCACUUGUGAAGACAGUGCCGAUGAACCAACCGUAACGUUUGUUACUGAGGGCUGCUUCUGUCCUGAUGGAAUGAAACUCUUCAACAAAGAGUCAGGAAUAUGUGUUGAAAAGUGUGGAUGUCUCGAUCCUGAGGGCGUUCCUCGAGAGUUUAAUGAGCAGUUUGAGUACAAAUGCCAGGACUGCAUUUGUGACGAGCCUACCAAAACUGUGAUUUGCAAACCAAAGACUUGCCCAGCACCACCCACUGCUAACUGCAAUGAUCCAGGGUUUGUUGUUGUGAACCAAACCAAUCCUGCGGAUCCCUGUUGCUAUGCCUACAUUUGUCAAUGCAACGUCAACACUUGCCCAGUAAGCAGCAUGGACUGUCCAGUUGGAUACAAACCAGUCAUCAGUGUUCCAGAGGGAAAAUGCUGUCCACAACAUACAUGUGAGCCUAAGCGAGUUUGUGUCCACAAGGAUGUUGAAUACCAGCCUGGUUCCUCAGUUCCUGUGGUUGCAUGCCAGGACUGUACCUGCAGCAAUGAGAUCGAUCCAAAAUCCGGUCUGUUUAAAAUAGUGUGUGUGUUUCAACAAUGUAAAGAGACCUGUGAGCAGGGAUAUGAAUAUGUGGAAACUAAUGAUUAUGAUUGCUGUGGAAAGUGUGUACAGAAACAAUGUGUCGUGCAUUUAAAUGGUAACAAGCAUCUCUUGAAUGAAGGGCAAACCUGGUCACCGCCUGAAAACAUGUGUGAGUUCUACACCUGUGUGAGGAAUGGGGACACACUGACAGCCCUAAGCUCACACAUCAUUUGCCCGGUUUUCCAACAGAGUAACUGCCAGCCUGACACAAUUCAAACAGCUGCAAAUGGCUGCUGUAAAACUUGUGUGGAGAUAGACAAAGCCUGCAAACUGGUGAGCACAAAAACUCAUGUUUCGCUCCAUGGCUGUCGGUCUACAGAAGAGGUGGAAAUGCCGUACUGUGAAGGGUCUUGCAACACAUUCACUAAGUACUCUGAAGCGGCAGCUGGUAUGGAACAUUCUUGCUCCUGCUGUAAGGAAAUGCGCGCCAGCAAUCGCACCGUUGAUUUGCUGUGCUUGAAUGGAGACAAGGUCAAACACACCUACUUGCAUGUGGAGGAGUGCGGCUGCGGCCAGACCGAGUGCAGCACAACUGCAGGGCUGUCUGCUCGCAGAAAACGAAGAUCCACCCUGCUGUGACACGGUCGUCUUUCAUAACCAUGCUGAAUGUUAGAAGUGUUUUGUCUUGUACCACUCUAGCAAUAUUAGAAAGUAAUUUACCACUGAAGUGGAAUAUUUAUCAACUAAUCAAAUAAAAGUAUGCAACUCA